Molecule: messenger RNA, 3086 nt
Organism: Camelus dromedarius (Arabian camel)
Lineage: Eukaryota; Metazoa; Chordata; Mammalia; Artiodactyla; Camelidae
Gene: CDC25B
Product: cell division cycle 25B
Exons: 16
Coding region: 188-1912 (574 amino acids)
Biological process (GO): protein dephosphorylation; positive regulation of G2/MI transition of meiotic cell cycle; positive regulation of G2/M transition of mitotic cell cycle
Cellular component (GO): nucleus; cytoplasm
Molecular function (GO): protein tyrosine phosphatase activity
Source: RefSeq, a predicted model, not a curated record
CUCCUCCCCUCCCCACCCUCCCCGCUUCCCUCUCCGCUUCCCUCUCCUCCCUCGCUCCGGCCCCGUUGCUCUUCCUCCCUCCCACCCCCCUCCACCCCGGGCCGGCUCCCUACCUCGUCCCUCGUCCCGGCCAGCUGUGCCCGGCGCCUGUCGGUUGCCCUCCGCCCAGCCCUCCCGCCCCGCGGAUAUGGAGCUGCCCCAGCCGGAGCCCGCGCCAGGCUCGGCUCUCAGUCCGGCCGCCGUGCGCGGUGACGCCCAGCGUCCGGGCUACCUUCCGGGCCUCCGCCUGGGAGCUCACAGCCUCCUGGGGUCCCCGGAGCGCGCGACCGCUUCCUCGCCAGUCAGCACCCUCACCCAGACCAUGCACGACCUCGCCGGGCUCGGCAGCGAGACCCCAAAGAGUCAGGUAGGCAGCCUGCUCAAAUGCCUAUCCCUGUCCCGUCGGGCGUCUGAAUCCUCCCUGUCGUCUGAGUCCUCUGAAUCUUCUGAUGCAGGUCUCUGCAUGGACUCUCCCAGCCCUAUGGACCCCCAAGUGGCGGAGCAGACGUUUGAGCAGGCCAUCCAGGCAGCCAGCCGAGUCAUUCGAAAUGAGCAGUUUACCAUCCGACGCUUCCAGUCCUUGCCGGUGAGGCUUCUGGGUCACAGCCCUGUGCUACGGAACAUCACCAACUCCCAAGUGCCUGGCACCUGGAGGAAGAGUGCGGCGUGUGUCCGAGCUGCCCACCGCUCUGAGGAGGACAAAGAGAAUGAUGGAUUUGUCUUCAAGAUGCCGGGAAAGCCCACCCAUCCCAGCCACACUCAUGUUCUGGCAGAGUGGGCCAGCCGCAGAGAAGCCUUUGCCCAGAGGCCAAGCUCAGCUCCCGACCUGAUGUGUCUCACCCCUGAGCGGAAGAUGGAAACAGAGGAACUGACUCCCCUGGCCCGAUGCCGCUUCUCCCUGACCCCCACUGAGAGGGCUGCCGAAGAAGAUGAUGGAUUCGUGGAUAUCCUGGAGAGUGACUUAAAGGAGGAAGAUGUAGUCCCCCCAGGCAUGGAGAGCCUUAUUAGUGCCCCGCUGGUCAAGACCUCAGAAAAGGAAGAGGAGCAGGACCUCAUCAUGUACAGCAAGUGCCAGCGGCUCUUCCGCUCCCCGUCCAUGCCCUGCACCGUGAUCCGGCCCAUCCUUAAGAGGCUGGAGCGCCCCCAGGACAGGGACCUGCCUGUACAGAACAAACGGAGGAGGAGCGUGACCCCUUCAGAGGAAGAGCAGCGGGAGGCUGAGGGGCCUAAAGCCCGUGUUCUCCGCUCUAAGUCCUUAUGUCAUGACGAGAUCGAGAACAUUCUGGACAGUGACCACCGAGAACUGAUCGGGGAUUACUCCAAGGCCUUCCUCCUACAGACUGUGGAUGGAAAGCACCAAGACCUCAAGUACAUCUCACCAGAAACGAUGGUGGCCCUGCUGACAGGGAAGUUCAGCAACAUCGUGGAGAGGUUUGUGAUUGUGGACUGCAGAUAUCCUUACGAGUAUGAAGGCGGGCACAUCAAGACUGCUGUGAACCUGCCUCUGGAACGUGACGCCGAGACCUUCCUGCUACAGAGCCCCAUCACACCCUGCAGCCUGGACAAGAGAAUCAUCCUCAUUUUCCACUGUGAAUUCUCAUCUGAGCGGGGGCCUCGCAUGUGCCGUUUCAUCAGGGAACGAGACAGGGCCUCCAACGACUACCCCAGCCUCUACUACCCUGAGAUGUAUAUCCUCAAAGGCGGCUACAAGGAAUUCUUCCCACAGCACCCGGCGUUCUGUGAGCCCCAGAACUACCGGCCCAUGAACCACGAGGCCUUCAAGGACGAGCUGAAGGCCUUCCGCCUCAAGACGCGCAGCUGGGCUGGGGAGCGAAGCCGGCGGGAGCUCUGCAGCCGCCUGCAGGACCAGUGAACCGCCAGCAACCAUCCCACCCAUCUUCCUUGCCUUGUGUGACCUGGGCACCAGCAGCCCAGUGGCUUGCAGGGCCGAGGGUCUGCUAGAGGCCCCAGGUGCUGUCCAGAUGAAAGACGGUGAUGGUGUCCCGUCCAUCUGCUCCCGCCCUGACGCCUCUGUCUCACUCCAGUCAUACUCCAUAUCCUGGUGACACCCCCACCCCCACCCCGGAAGAGCCCAGCCUGCUGACUUAGUGCAAUUGGAUUAAGUCUAGCUCAAAGGAAGUAUUCUGUGUCCAGCAGGAGCCUUUUGUUUUUUUCCUUCCUUGUUUGGGUUAACUGUUUGUCUUCCUGUAUCCAGAAAAGCCCCCCUUUUUUCUAGGGGCUUUGCUUGUAUGUAUGAGGCUGAGGGAGAGCGACAGCCCCCAAGAUGGGCAGCAGCUGUGCUCCUGGCCCUAGGGGUCAGCGCUGCCCUGCCCCAGGCCAUCUACAGCACUUCCAAGUGUGUCCUCAUUGCUCCCCUCUCUCUUCCCCUCCCUCCUGUCCCUCCAUGUGAACACAUCCAGCACAGACAUAAGCUCUUACUCUUUCCUGUUUCAAUGUUAUCUGCAUGCUUGAUUUGUCUGGUUUGCCCAUCUCAGGAUGUUCACAGGCUGAGGUUUAGGCUCCCCUUGUCCAGCUAGGGCUAAGGGCUCAAACAUUAAUAACUCACUUGGCCCUGGCUUCUGUUGCUUCAGAAAAGGAUGUUAUUAUUUGCAGGGGCCUUUUGGAUGAGGGCUAAGGCCUGUGUCCUGAGCCCACUGGAAGCCCAGCUCUCGAUACUGUGAACCCCAGAGCCUGAAGCCAUUUCAGAACUUGCUGCUGUCUUGUCAUGGACGGACAGACGGAUGAAUGGAAGAGUGGUGGACGGAUGGAUGGCCAGGAAUGCACACUGCCUUGUCCACAAACUGCUGAGUGGAAACAUUUCAGUGAGUGUGACAGCCUGCGGCCGGAGUAUAUGUGUGCCUGUCUGUGUGGACAAAAAUCUCUACACUUUAAGGUUUGGAGAUAUUCAAAAGGAACUGUCAUGGAAGCAGCUAAACCAAGGACAACCAUCUCUGGAUUCUGAAUCUCAGGAAGUGGGCAGGGCUUUUUGAAGGCCCUGAUGAGUCAUCUGCUAGGGUCUUGGUUCAAUAAAGCACUGAGCAAGUUGA